AUGUCUAGAAGUGUAAAAGAUCUUCGUGAAUUGAUCAAUAUAUCUCGACUGUCCUUUCAUGGCGAAGAUGGGCUUCAUGAAAGCGACGAACGAGACGAAAUAGUUGGACACAAGUACUUAUUUCAAAAUGGAGAAAAUUCGUCGUUACAUCCAGACGUAAAGCUACCAACGUGUUUAAUAAAACCCGCUGAAGACAUCGAACAACCAAGAACUAGUCUUAGAAAUGGUCAUUUUAAGCCCUUGCCGGCUAUUAAUUCUUCAAAAACUAGCAAAGAAUGUGUCAUCAAUAAAACAGAUUCAAUGGAGCCAAAUUUGGUAUACCAAAAAUGUAAUUGUAUACUGCAGUACAUUGAUGGAUCUGUGGUAAGCUCUUGGCUACAUCGCUCAAACGAAUGCGUACAAUGGCUUUCUAAAUGGGUUUCGACAAAGGAAUUUUUUGUACGGUUUGCAAAAUUUUGGCUCACGGAAAUGGAUCGUCAAAAACAGGGAGAACUGGUCGAAAUGGAAGUUGGAAUCAUUUUGGAUGAAAUAGCGUUUUCUGUACAAGAUGGACUUAGGUGUAAAAAGGUGACGCAACAAGAUGUGAUGUUGUUCUUUUUGCUAAUCGUUUGGGAGUAUCCGUCGAAAAUAUGCGGUCCGCAAAGUAGUAUGUUUGUUUUGAAUACCUUAGCGACGCUUGCGUCUGGCCGAAAGGACAGGUAUCGUACGCUCCUUUCAAACGUGAAAUUUGCAACAAAAAGCCCUGAGCAGAUUCAUUGGAUUUUGUCAGUUCGUGCAUUUGCGUUAAUAUCCAUAGUUACGGCGUUGGUGAAAUUUUAUGCAUCUUUGAUAGGACACGGUUUGCCAAACCAUGAUACAGACGAUUCUUCAGAAUGGCAUUCAAAGUCGAUAGAGGAUUUUGCAUUUGAUGCAGUAAGAUUAGGGUGUUUGAAUGUAUUGGUAUAUUUAGUUGAGGAACAAAAUCUCGAGACGUCUGGGCUGAAAAACAAAGAGCAGUUGUCACUGCUGUUUUGCGCUGUCACAUGUGGCCAGGCAGACAUAGUGAGAUACAUUUUGAAG
Messenger RNA from Paramuricea clavata, 1059 nucleotides. Lineage: Eukaryota; Metazoa; Cnidaria; Anthozoa; Malacalcyonacea; Plexauridae. The record is from the annotation of a GenBank genome assembly.